AUGGCACUGGGUGUGCUUGGUAACCCAAUUGCCUCCGAAAUCCGCCAAGACCUCUCCCCUUGCGCUACAGUCCGCUGCGCGGCCAACACGACAUGCGAAGUUAUUAACGGCAACCAGGCCAAGUGUGUUCUUGACAAGGGGGAGAUAUGCGGCAUAACUGUUUGCGCGGCGGAUCUCGUCUGCUGCAACCCGUCUUGCGGUAUCUGCACGAGGCCGAACAUGGCGUGCACGCAACAAGUCUGCGAAGUCCCCCCACAAAAGCAAUGCGGCACAAAACUGUGCCCAACAGGCCAGGUUUGCUGCAACUCGAGCUGCGGGAUUUGCACCCCCCCUGGUGGAUUCUGCACACAGCAAUUCUGCGGUUGA
Lasiosphaeria miniovina is the source of this 366-nucleotide messenger RNA. RefSeq lists its product as uncharacterized. The record is from RefSeq and is a predicted model, not a curated record. Lineage: Eukaryota; Fungi; Ascomycota; Sordariomycetes; Sordariales; Lasiosphaeriaceae. The transcript has a single exon. The coding region runs from base 1 to 366 and encodes 121 amino acids.